Molecule: messenger RNA, 348 nt
Organism: Tarenaya hassleriana
Lineage: Eukaryota; Viridiplantae; Streptophyta; Magnoliopsida; Brassicales; Cleomaceae
Exons: 1
Coding region: 1-348 (115 amino acids)
Source: RefSeq, a predicted model, not a curated record
AUGACAAAACUCAACAUCAAGAUCGUUGUGGCCUUGACUAUUGUAGUUAUGGUAUAUGGAUCUUUGCCCGCCUUUGCUAUUGAAGGAGGAGAAGCGAAGCAGUUUUGGGAUAAAUGUCUCACCAAAAUGUCUCCAAAGUGUACGUUGGAUAUAGUUGAAGAGAUUUUCUGGAACGGGACAGUCUCCGAUAUUUGCUGUCGCGAGCUUGUCGAAGAAGGGAAGCUCUGCCAUGACACUCUGAUCAAAUACAUGGCCGAUAGACCAAGUUUCAUUGCACGUGAACCCGAAUAUUUGGCAAAAAAAGACGUUUUAUGGGCUCGUUGUGUAUCGGUCAAAACAACUGUUUAA